This is a messenger RNA of Procambarus clarkii (red swamp crayfish), 828 nucleotides long. NCBI's taxonomy places the organism in Eukaryota, Metazoa, Arthropoda, Malacostraca, Decapoda, Cambaridae. The record is from RefSeq and is a predicted model, not a curated record.
AUGGAGAAAUUCCUAGAAAUGAUGCAUCCCGAGACGAAGUUCAAGAUCCACGAGGCAGGAGUGAAGGGUGUAAGAGAUGCCGCAGAGAAGGCAGACGUGAUUACAGAGUCGUAUAAGAGCUUACGGAAAGUCGUUAACACUGCUCACUGCGACACUCCCUCAACGCCCCAGGUUAACACUGCUCACUGCGACACUCCCUCAACGCCCCAGGUUAACACUCCUCACUGCGACACUCCCUCAACGCCCCAGGUUAACACUGCUCACUGCGACACUCCCUCAACGCCCCAGGUUAACACUGCUCACUGCGACACUCCCUCAACGCCCCAGGUUAACACUGCUCACUGCGACACUCCCUCAACGCCCCAGGUUAACACUGUCAACACUGCUCACUGCGACACUCCCUCAACGCCCCAGGUUAACACUGCUCACUGCGACACUCCCUCAACGCCCCAGGUUAACACUGCUCACUGCGACACUCCCUCAACGCCCCAGGUUAACACUGCUCACUGCGACACUCCCUCAACGCCCCAGGUUAACACUGCUCACUGCGACACUCCCUCAACGCCCCAGGUUAACACUGCUCACUGCGACACUCCCUCAACGCCCCAGGUUAACACUGCUCACUGCGACACUCCCUCAACGCCCCAGGUUAACACUGCUCACUGCGACACUCCCUCAACGCCCCAGGUUAACACUGCUCACUGCGACACUCCCUCAACGCCCCAGGUUAACACUGCUCACUGCGACACUCCCUCAACGCCCCAGGUUAACACUGCUCACUGCGACACUCCCUCAACGCCCCGGGUAACUGUUACACUGAAAUAUUAA